CUCGAAACCAACAGCUUUGUCUACCCUAGGCACUAUACCGCCGCGCCAGUCUUUGUGUCUUUGUUGCCAGGGCUGCCACGGCAAUCGUCCUUGCAUGUCGAGCGCAGCGCCGUUGGAUGGCAACGUGGCAUGCGAAACAAGAAAUAGCCCGUCGACGACGCUGUGUGACAGUGUGACACUCCCUCCGCUGCGGCGGGACAGCCUCGACGAUGCCUUGGACGCACUGCCGGGGGGACCAGGUCGAAGCCAAGUCCCGAUUAUGCGGGUGGUAUCUAGGUAUGUAGUACCCAUUGUACCAUCAAUGUCUUACAUGCCGGGCAAUGUCGAGGAGUGUCGUGUUCCAAGGACAUGCAGCAGAUGCAGCAACCACACCCCAACACGCGUCAACGACACUCGGACACGUACUUGACUCAAAAGCUGGGGGAAAAGACUCCGACGUCGACAGGCUACUUGAUCAUCGACGAUGGCUGGAUAGCAUCAAGGGAUAGUGAGCUCGCCCGCGGCUUGACUGCGCACCAUCAUGGCAGGUCACGCACCAAGACUGACGACGCAUUGGACGUCCAAGGCAGACCUCUUGCUGGACUGUAUACCGUACAGAUACAGCAUCAUCGACGUCGCUCAUGGGAUGCAGGCAAGACCAGCUCAGGCCCUGCAGGCCUCUUUUUCCAUCAAGCCGGGACGGCGACAACGGCUCACGAGCGAUUCGCGAAUGCCACAUCGCCAUUUCUGCGCUGCCAAGGGCCUUUGGUGGUUUGGCAGGGACUGCCAGUGCCCAGUGCACUGUGCCCCAGUACGAACAUGUAAUCCGAUACAUGCUUGCGGGCGCCAAGCCGCCCGCGUCUGCGCCAUCGUCGCAGGAAGAACUUGACGGCAGGGGAAAAAUGGGUUGCGGUGAAGUCAUUCGCCUCUACCUACAUGGCUAGCGAGUCGAGUCUUCGCCGGGGACCCCGUUCAGGCGAAGGGCUCGGCGGCGACCUCUUCGAGC
Purpureocillium takamizusanense is the source of this 985-nucleotide messenger RNA. RefSeq lists its product as uncharacterized. NCBI's taxonomy places the organism in Eukaryota, Fungi, Ascomycota, Sordariomycetes, Hypocreales, Ophiocordycipitaceae. The record is from RefSeq and is a predicted model, not a curated record. Bases 349 to 804 code for a protein of 151 amino acids. The transcript has a single exon.